AUGUCCUUCCACAUGAGCGACCAGCAUUACAGAUCCGCCAACGUGGACUCAGAAUCCUUACAGCUCGUGCCAGACUUUGUCUUUCCUCCGCGACCUCUCACAGAGCAUUCCACCAUGUCAAAUCCUAGACGACCAGUCUCGAUGAACCUGGCCCCCUCUUCAUACCACGGUCGUUCCCGGUCAAUGCGACAAUCCACAUCGGCGCUGCCAACCUUCAGCUUCAACUCAUCUGACACUUCUGGCCGUCUAGACAACCAACCUUCAUCACCCACAACUCUGACACCUCCUACCAGUCCGCCAAAGAGUGCAGGACACCGUAGAGGAGCGAGUGAAUUGGUUGGCGGAGACAGUCGAAUGGGUUUAAUGCUAGGACCUAGCCCUUCAAAACAUCUUGGUACUCUGCCUGUGCCUGAUCUCAGCGGAUCGCCAUCUCGGAGACGUGGACAUGCUCACCGCAGAUCAGCCGCCAUCUCCGGUCAUGAUCUAGCCAGCAUUCUCCAACCAAGAGACGCCAACGUACGACCUCAGAGCGCCAUUCCACAAACGCCUACCGAGCCCAUCUCUCAACCACAAUAUCCUUCGCCUUCCAAAUCAGUGGCCGAGGAACGCAAGUCUAGUGAAAGCGUCAUGACGGUGCUUUCUGCUCCUGGAUCUAUUGCGGAAGAGCCUAUUACACGCCCACCUUCUAGGCCCCGUGUGGGUUUCUCGGAAAAGAUCGAAUUCAUCCCUCGACCACUUUCCACUGUCUCUGCCGACACUGCCAGCUCUGCAUCAACUGUGCGUGGUCACUCCGUUGGAAACAGCAUGUCUUCGCUCAUCAGCCUUGGUGGUAUUGGAAAUCCCUCUCCUAGAAGGACAAUGAUUACGAUACCCGAUCUUGCUUCUGAGGUCUCGCCCCGAUCGAUCCCGAGUAUUGUACCUGAAUCUAUGGUCAAAAUUGAGCCGCCUGUUCAAAGAUCUCCUCCUGCCUUCAACCUUGCUAGCAACAGCCUGACCUUCGCUCCGGAAGCCGCCAGCGAUGCUCCUCGACUUUCCAAGAAGAAGACAUUCCUGAAGCUUGAUCGCCGCCGUAGUGAGCCUUUGAUCUCUCUAACAGCAUCAUCGGAUAUUGGAACAUCGACCAUUUCUCUGCAAGAGCCUGUCGUUUGUGAUGACUCUCAAAUCUCUGCGAGACGAUCUGAAGCUGCUGAUCAGGGUCUGCAUCGAGAGUCCUCGAGAAAGAGGGUCAAGAAGUGGGCAAACUCGAUUCUUGGCCGUAGAGCCAAAGAUGCAAAGAAGGCAAAACAAGCAGCCGACACUUCAGAGGAGAGUGAGAACGGCGAACAGACUCCUGAUCUGGGGCCUCAAUCAUCAGAGCCCUUCGGAGAGGAGCCUGAUCUCGAUGCCUUGUUCGGUCAAGAUCCCUUCACUGAUGCCGACGAUUUCACAAGCCCAUCAAUCCUCUCACCACGCUCAGAAAUGUCGGAUUCGUUCUUCCCCUUCCUUGCGCCUUCGUCACCAGGAAACGAGGACACGAGUCCCGUCAUCGAUCUGGAUGCCGCUCUCGGACCUUACGGAACACCUACUAUGAGCUGGGAAGAAUCACGCCCUAUCAUGAAGAGAAGGCAACUUCACAGCAGUCGCUUGACUAGAGGUUUCACUGGACCAGGAAUGCACUACCACCGUAGAACCGAAAGUGCCCCUGCUUUGGUUCCCUUUGAAUUCGCUGGUAGAGCCAGCUCUCCCGGACAAUCGCCAAUGGACGACGUUUUUGAAGAAGAGGAAGACGAAUCACCCACUCAUGUUGUCAAAGAAUCGAGCAUUGGCGACACAUCGAGCCAGGCAGACGAAGAGCUCGGCACUGGUAUUCAGAUUGUCGAUGCCGCCAACUUGCAGCUUGAACCAAACUUUGAUUGGAGCUUCGAAGAUGGUCUUGGAAUCGAGUCGCAAGGCUCUUUGAGAGGUUCUCAGGCUUGUGAUCAUCCUCAGCGUCAGUCUACCCCACCACGCACAUCGGUGGUUGAAGAUACCAUUCUUGAGGAGCCGACUCUGCUUGAAACUGUGGCAGACGACGAGCCUCGAACCUCAUCUGUCACAAAAUCCUCAGAUUCUAGUGGUGCUCGCACCAUCUCGGCAGAGUACAGCGGUCUUGGUCUUCCUGCUUCAAACAAUGCUCCUUUGACACCCACAUCCAACGUCGCUUCGACCUUCUCGUCUCCUGAUCUUGCACGCAAUCAAGGAUCAUUCGACGCUCUUCGACUUGGUACAUCGGCAUCUUCAAUUGCCGACACUCGUACCAUGAGCUCAUUCACUACUGCAGAGCCAACUCCCGAGCCAUACAUGUCAGCCGAUGAUGUUCCUUCUUUGACUAGCAGUCGUUCGACCAUGAUCAGUACCAUGUACCAGACUAGCCCUCGUCGUGAAACCAUGGAACGACCUGUGUCAGUUGCAUGUGGCAACGGUCAAGCAGACAUGCAAACUUCUGAACGCCGUCGCAAGCGUUCGAGUAUUCAAAGUUUGAGCAUGCUCCUAGGCGGUCCUUUCGGUGAGAGCAGACACAGUCUCAGGAACGAACAGCGUCCUCAGACGGCCAUCGCACCAUCUGCCCACCAGGACAGCAAGAGGAAGAAGGAGCAUCGCCUGAGUAAGCUGAUGUUCUGGAGAUCCAAAAGCGAUUCACGUACCAACCCUUUCCAAACCAAGUGA
Aureobasidium uvarum is the source of this 2685-nucleotide messenger RNA. NCBI's taxonomy places the organism in Eukaryota, Fungi, Ascomycota, Dothideomycetes, Dothideales, Saccotheciaceae. The record is from the annotation of a GenBank genome assembly.